CAGAGUGUGUGGGGGGAGAAAUUCAUUGUAUCCUCACUUCAGGACAUUGUUAUACAAUAGCCUACACACAUGCGGGGUCUUUCUUAUUUUUUCCUCUUGAUCCUGAGCCGAGCGUCUUCAGCCACCUUCAAAGUCAUCGGCCUGGUUGGGCACAAUGUCACUUUGCCGUGUGUUUAUGACGCCCAAACUCAUGGCGUCCUGAGUUUCUGUUGGGGACAAGAGAAGGUGCCUCGGUCCAAAUGUUCCAGCACCAUCCUCUCCUCCCAGGAUGGGGCUGUGUCCUUCCGGCAGUCCCCCAGGUACCAGCUGCCGGGCCGGGUGACAGACGGAGACGCUUCCCUGACCAUCGUGGACGCUCAGUGGGCUGAUGCUGGUGUCUACGGCUGCAGGGUCGAGAUUCCCGGCUGGUUCAAUGACUAUAAGGUCAACAUCCAGCUUCUCAUGGAGGAAGCUCCCGUGGAACCGCCUGUUCAGAGUACACUUUCUACUGCUGAGGGAAAAGGUGACCCAACAGAAACGCCGACAACGUUUGAAACAAAAAAUGUGGAAGAUGAUGAACCAACAUGGACCAACGCUGGCUUAACCGGGAGUGUAAGAGCUGAGGAGAAAUUCAAAGGCUUCCUGGCAGUGGGGAACAUUGGCAGGGUGACAGCUAUUUUCUUCUUCCCCAUAAUCAUAAUCCUCGUCUUUAUUUUCCGGAGGAUGUUUCUGUCCAGGGAUGAUGGACAACGUCUCAACACCGUAACUGCCGAGAAUAUCUAUGAAAGCAUGCCAGUGCCGUAAUGAUGGCCAGCGUAACGCAGAUUUCUACGAGCAACUUCGGGCUGCAACGUUUUCUCUGUCAAAAAUCUCCAUCUUCUUAUUAACUCUUUGAACUCUUAUGAAUAUGAGAACAAAAAUGACCCAUUUCCACAGUGAAGCAGCAGUGAUGGCAGUAAAAAGGGUAAAUGUGAGUCAGAAGAUGCAAAACUAUCCCGCACGUUAAUUAAUUUGCUUUUAUUUUCCUUUUUUUCUGUGUUUUUGCCUUGAAAAGCAUGCAACUGGUUUAUACUUGUGGACACAAUGCCACCUACUGGACUGACUGAAUGCUGUUAUUCAGUCCUCAGAAAUGUGAAAAACACAGUUUGGUCGGUAAAAGAAGAUGGAAGUUGAAAUUAUGAGAGGCCCAGAGAUAUAUCGGUAUAUAUUUGCCAGUGUAAAUCACAAAACUAUGGUCAAUGAAGAGCAAGCUAAACACACAGACAGACCCCUUUUUUAAAUGUUUUUUUUUUAUUUUUAUUUUUUUUUACCACAUUUACAUUAAUAUUUUGAUAAAAUAGACUGAUGAGGCGACAUGACUCAAUUUAACAGUGAAACACUGAGAACCAAAAUUAUUCAGCAAAGUAAAAUAAGUUUGAAUUAGUUGUAUUUCUUCCUGUUUAGUGAAUUUUUUAUACAAAAGGAGCUGCUCUCGUAAUUUUCUGUGUAUUUUUCCUAUGAGAGAACCAGCAGAAAACUGAAUUUUGUUUAAAAAUCAAAUGUUGCGACACACAAGUCUCAUGACUGAUGGGAGGAAAUCAUUUAAAAUGUAUUCACUUUUUGUUUUUCCUUGAAAUCACUGAUGCUGUGUGCAGCUUUGUGAAAUAUAUUUCUAGAAAGAC
Stegastes partitus (bicolor damselfish) is the source of this 1640-nucleotide messenger RNA. RefSeq names its product hepatitis A virus cellular receptor 1 homolog. Bases 70 to 783 code for a protein of 237 amino acids. The transcript is spliced from 6 exons. The record is from RefSeq and is a predicted model, not a curated record. Lineage: Eukaryota; Metazoa; Chordata; Actinopteri; Pomacentridae. Gene Ontology annotation, molecular function: phosphatidylserine binding. Gene Ontology annotation, biological process: apoptotic cell clearance; cytoskeletal rearrangement involved in phagocytosis, engulfment.